Molecule: messenger RNA, 1239 nt
Organism: Monascus purpureus
Lineage: Eukaryota; Fungi; Ascomycota; Eurotiomycetes; Eurotiales; Aspergillaceae
Source: the annotation of a GenBank genome assembly
AUGUUGAAGAAUGCCACAACGACGCAGGAUGCUGCUAUCGACGGGAACAACCCCUUCAAAAUCAAGGUGCAAGGUCCGUGGGAAGAACACCUGGUCGAUCACAAGGAUCGUCUUCUGGUACAGCUUCCCAGGAUACCCAGAGACAUUCAGUUCCUUCAAAUAGAAGACGGCACGCCCUCGAACACAGAAUGGUCUCUCUUGGGCGGUCAUUUCACCAGUGUGAAAAACCUGGAAAUGAAUUCAGGUUUCGAUGAAGAUUGGAACGACGAAAAGCUCCCGCUUCACUGGCCCUUGGAACGGCUUCUCAUUUCCUCCGCAUGCGGGGAGGUGUUUCAAAGCCCAACCGUGUUAGAAGGGAGAGUCAAGCAUCUGAUUCUUCUCCUCACGAGUGGGUUACGCUUUGAAGGACCAACAUCUGAAGAACUUUGCCGUGCUGACAAGGAAGCUAUUUCACGCGGCGAAAAGGAGGCUAGACGCAUUGGGAAAAUAGAGAUGGUAUAUAUUCCCGAGCUGGUUGCAGAUUCGAUGAGCAAGAGAUAUGCGUCGUACGACGAGGAACCAGAGCCGUCACAGGAACCACCACUUCUACUACCCAAAGAAGUCCCAGUGAAUCUCAAGAAAUUGGAGAUCCUUGAAAACGAUGCCAUAGACGCUUUCGACCGCAUGACCCUCGCGCUCCCACACGCUGUUGAGAACCUCUCAACUCUCAACAUCCGUUCCACCCACAACUUGGACUUCCAUUUCACGAACGAAAGACUUUUCCCCAUGUUCCUUCCGCAGCUGACAAACCUCAAAACCUUGGUCCUUUCUGUCGGUGAAGUCUUCAAAGAUAACACCAUCCUCACAACCCUCUACGAGCAGUUUCCCCCAAAUCUCUCGACGUUGCGUCUCAGAGGGCCUGCGUCGCUAGUCAGAUCCGAUAGGUGGACAGAUUGGGUGGACUCGUUUGCAUCUUCUGACUUUCUACCGAAGCUCGAGCGGCUGAGUUUCGUUCUAGAUCUGCAUUACGAACAGAAGAAUACUAAUAAAAGCGAGAAUAAGUCGAACGAUGUCUUCGGUACGGGUAAGAAAAAGCUCGUCGAUGCACCGGAUGAUAUGCUUCGGGAAGCACAAGAUGCUUGUAAACGACUCUAUGGCGCUGUGGAACGGAGAGGCGUCAAAGUCGAGCCGUUCUACGAUCACUGGUCUGAGCAUUCAACGCUCUUUAAACAGGUUGAUGAGCGGUGGAUGAGGUUGUGA